Molecule: messenger RNA, 985 nt
Organism: Penaeus chinensis
Lineage: Eukaryota; Metazoa; Arthropoda; Malacostraca; Decapoda; Penaeidae
Product: RE1-silencing transcription factor B-like
Exons: 2
Coding region: 75-716 (213 amino acids)
Biological process (GO): regulation of transcription by RNA polymerase II
Cellular component (GO): nucleus
Molecular function (GO): RNA polymerase II transcription regulatory region sequence-specific DNA binding; DNA-binding transcription factor activity, RNA polymerase II-specific
Source: RefSeq, a predicted model, not a curated record
CCCAUAUUAGUAAGAAAAGAUCAGAAACAAAAUUAAUAUUUGCUUAAACUGAAUCCUACAAACAUCUCCUACAGAUGUGGCUGGAUAAUGACAUUCAAAGCGCUGAUGAAGGAAGAGUGGUCGGCAGAAAGGCAACUUUAGUCACCUCAAGAAAUUGUCCUGAAACAUACUAUUGCCCUCACUGUACAUACAACACCGUAGAUCAUUCGGAGUACCUUGACCACUUCCGAACUCACAUGGGAGGAAAGACAUUUUCAUGUCCACAGUGCUCCUAUAAGACUCUUGUUAGCUCAAAUUUUAAGAGGCAUAUUCGAAUUCACACUGGAGAGAAGCCUUAUUUUUGCCCAUAUUGUCCUUACAGAUCAAAUGAAAAGGCUAAAGUGAAAAGACACUUACUUAGUCACAACAAGUUUUUUUUUCUGAAAAAACAACAUUUUCUACAGGUCUGGCUGAGUAAUGACAUGCGAAUGUCCGGAGCUGCAGAAGUUGCAGGAGCGAGAAACAUAGUCAUCAACAACAGAAAAAUGCCCAAAUUCUACCAGUGUCCGAGCUGUACCUUCGCUAGCUCAAAUCGUUCCCAUUUUGCAGAUCAUUAUCGCACACAUACUGGUGAAAAGCCUUUUACCUGUUCUUAUUGCUCUUACCAAACUGGUGAUAGAUCUAAUCUUAAAAGACAUGUUCGUAUCCAUGCCAAGAAAUCCCCAGUGUCUCUAUGAGGAUGUAGGUGUAUCACAUAUAUAUUGUCAUAUUCAUCAGAGUUUGUCUAUUGACUGCAAGGCUUUACAAUUUCACAGUUGUGAUGAAUAGCUAAAGGGCAUUUUUAUUUGCUCUCUGAUAUUUAGAUUUACAAAGAAAAAUGUUAUUUGAUUUGUGAAUUUCUGAAUAUUUUUGUAUUGAUUAUUAAAUAUUAUUAAAUCAUCAUAAAUUAUGAUGAUUGGUAUAAGAUAAUGAAAUAAAUGAUUCUCAUGAUAAAAGUAUAAGAUUA